Amaranthus tricolor (Joseph's coat) is the source of this 1893-nucleotide messenger RNA. RefSeq names its product probable protein phosphatase 2C 22. The record is from RefSeq and is a predicted model, not a curated record. Gene Ontology annotation, molecular function: cation binding; protein serine/threonine phosphatase activity. Lineage: Eukaryota; Viridiplantae; Streptophyta; Magnoliopsida; Caryophyllales; Amaranthaceae. The coding region runs from base 493 to 1620 and encodes 375 amino acids. The transcript has 4 exons. Gene Ontology annotation, biological process: protein dephosphorylation.
CCCUACUUGCAGCACCUACCUCCAAAGUCCAACCUUUUAAGUUAAAACCCUUAUUAAGAUGGAGACACCAAUUCAAAACCAUUCCUUUAAAAGACACGUAUAUCCCAAAUCAUCCAAAAAAUUCAAAUCUUUGAUUUCGAUCACAGGAUCAAAUCAUUAAUCUAAUCCAAAAUUUCAAUUCACAUUUCAAUCUCCUCCUUCGAUGAAUUCUAUCUUUAAUUUAUACCGACACGGUUCAUAUAUUUCUUUCUCUGUGUAGCUCAUUUAGGGUUCCAAAUUUAAAUGCUUGUCUAGGGUUUAGAUCUACCAGAAUUGGUUCAAGAAAUUGAAAACACUGUGAGCUUAAAGGGUUACAUUUUGUGAGUUGGAAUUUAUUUAGGUAAAAGUUGUUAAUAAUUCGGGUUUUGUUAGGUUUCUGAAGGUGUUAAUUAGGGUUAGAUUUAGGGGUUUUUUUUUUCUUAAGAAAUUGGAACAUGUGUGAUAUUAUGUCAAAUGGAAGACAUCAAUAAGGUCAAUGGCUGUGGAGAAAAUGGGGGUUCAAGCGAGGGAUUACCUCCGCACCCCCGUGUUUAUCGGCAAUGCUUAAGUGCUGCUCGAGUUUCGCCUUUGCGAAGGAAGACGCUUGUGCGACAUCCUUCUCUUGUGAAGACACCAGAUAUCCCGGUUGAGCCCAUAAGUUUAUUGCGAUGUGAUUCAGAAUUCAUUCCUAUUGUUCGUUCUGGAGCAUGGACAGAUAUUGGUUUUCGUUCAAGAAUGGAAGAUGUGUACGUAUGCGUUGAUGAUUUUAUGCACCAUUAUGGGCUUCAGCACACUAGUGACGGGCCAAAUGCCUUUUAUGGGGUUUUUGAUGGUCAUGGGGGCAAGCAUGCUGCGGAUUUUGCCUGCUGUCAUCUUCCACGUUUCAUUUUUGAGAAUGCAAAAUUUCCUAGUGAUAUGGAAAGGGUCAUUAGCUCGGCAUUUUUGCAAACAGACAAUGCCUUUGCUGAAGCAUGCACAUUGGAUUCAGGACUUGCCUCGGGUACAACUGCAUUAGCAGCUAUUGUUUUUGGCAGAUCUUUGGUUGUGGCUAAUGCUGGUGACUGUCGAGCUGUGUUGUGUCGGAGAGGCAAGGCAAUUGAGAUGUCAAGGGACCACAAACCACAAUGCUCCUUGGAGAUGAAACGAAUUGAAGCAUCUGGUGGCUAUGUUGACGAUGGGUACCUCAAUGGCCAACUCAAUGUUGCCCGAGCUCUUGGAGAUUGGCACAUGGAAGGAAUGAAGGGGGCUGAUGGUGGGCCCUUAACUGCUGAGCCAGAGCUUAUGACAACUGAAUUGACUCAUGAGGACGAGUUCCUUAUCAUAGGUUGUGAUGGAAUAUGGGAUGUUUUUAGGAGCCAAAAUGCUGUAGAUUUUGCCCGGCGAAAGCUGCAAGAGCACAAUGACCCUGUGAUGUGCAGCAAGGACCUUGUUAAUGAGGCUUUGAAAAGAAAGAGUGGUGAUAAUCUUUCUGCUGUUGUAGUUUGCUUUCAAUCUGAGCCGCCACCUAAUUUGAUUACUCCAAGGCCUAGGGUUCAUCGGAGCAUUUCAGCCGAAGGGCUGAGGGAGUUGCAAAGCUUUUUGGAUGGCUUGGAAAUCAGCUAAGACGGUGAUGAUAAAAUUGUUAGUUCCUUUUGUUUUAUUAAAAGUAGCAUCAUUAGUUAGUUAGUCCAUUGAUAUCAAACAAAAAAUUGAGGUGAUAGUCAAACUGUACCAUAUGCGGCAGUGAGUUUACCUUGUUUUUUUUCGGUUUUUUACUUUUGUUUUGUUGGUUGAUUUACAUCAUAUGAACUAGUUUAGUAUUUCAUCUUGCUGUAAGUUAAUUAAAAGUUUUGUAGCUUGUAGUUUGGAUUUGAAGAACACAUUUUAUUUACCUCA